This is a messenger RNA of Poeciliopsis prolifica (blackstripe livebearer), 2196 nucleotides long. It is a transcript of the gene eno4, whose product is annotated as enolase 4. The coding region runs from base 185 to 1834 and encodes 549 amino acids. Gene Ontology annotation, molecular function: magnesium ion binding; phosphopyruvate hydratase activity. Gene Ontology annotation, cellular component: phosphopyruvate hydratase complex. Gene Ontology annotation, biological process: glycolytic process. The transcript has 13 exons. NCBI's taxonomy places the organism in Eukaryota, Metazoa, Chordata, Actinopteri, Cyprinodontiformes, Poeciliidae. The record is from RefSeq and is a predicted model, not a curated record.
AUUAUGUUUCCAUGGUAACGCACAACAUUAACUCCGUUGGAACCGGUCGAAUUUGUGUGUGUGUGUGUGUGUGUGUGUGUGUGUGUGUGUGUGUGUGUGUGUAUUUGUGUGUGGGAGAGCCGGUUGGACAAAAAAUUAAAUAAGUAUCUACGUCAACGUCAAGCAGCCCCCUCGCCCGGAGAAGAUGGCGGAGGAGAAGAUGGACAUAAACAAACUGAGGCUCGCGGCGGCCGAGUUUUACCGGAAGAACGGAGUUCCGGCGACGAUCGAGAGGAUUCUGAACGAGCUCUUCGUCCGGCAGCCCGCAGACGUUCAUGGCUACCUGGCUGAUGCCUUUUUGAAACUGUCUACACCACCAAGGAUCAGUGAUCUGAGAGGAAGAGACGUUUUUUCAGGAAAUGGACAGCUUAUCGUUGAGGCAGAGAUUUUCAGCAUCGUCUGUAACAAAGAAAAGAGCAUGUCAUCAGCAGCCAUCGUAAGUCAUUUUGCACCGGUGGGAGCUGAAGAGAGUCAGAGGAGCUCUGAGUAUGUGGACGUCGCUCUUCAGUGGAUACAGGAACCGUUCAGGGGACUGCUACUGGACCAGAACCCCUGUGAUCAAUAUGAAAUUGAUCAAAUGCUGAGUGAUUUCUUCACGUCCUACCGUGAGGAGGAGAAAGUGAGGCGUGACAAGCUGAAGGCUGAAGCCAGCGAGCCCGAACCAGUCACACCACAAGUAACACCAGCAAAGGACAAGAAGGGCAGUAAAGGCAAAAAGAGCCUUGUUGAUGAGAAGCUGUUUCCUCCACCAGAGCCUGCAGAGCCGGUUCUGCUGGAAGGCAUGGCUGUUGGCUCAGUGUCCCUGGCUGUAGCUAAAUGUGGGGCAAAAAUAAAGGCAAUGCCUCUUUACAAAUAUAUAUCAGCUCUGAAGAAUCAAAAGGAACCGGCACAUUUUCAUGUUCCUGUACCCUGGAUAACUCUGCUCAGCUGCGGGAAGAAAUCCCCUGGAAAACUAUGCUUACUGGAAGAAAUUAUUCUCAUCUCCAAAGUGGGACGUCCAGUCAAACAGAGCGUCACGUUGGCCUGUGAGUUACAGAAGGAGAUGAUGAGACUGAUGAGCUUGUCAGGAAAAGGCGGGAUCGCCCUGUCCUCGGUGUCGCACAACGGAGUGCUGACAGCGAGUUGCGACCGGCUCGAACAGCCUCUCGAUCUCAUCACUGACGCCUGCACGAACCUUAAAGUGCCACUGGGAGUUGAUGUCUUUUUGGCGCUGAACUGUGCCGGCCCGAAAAUUGUGGACUAUUCUAAGGGAAAGUAUGAAGUGGCAACAGGAGGUCUGAAGUCUGCGGAUGAAUUGAUUGAGGUGUAUCACAACCUCAUCAGCAAAUACCCGGCGGUGGUGGCCGUGAUCGAUCCUUUUAGGAGAGAAGAGGCAGACCAAUGGGAGAAACUUAGCAAUAGGAUUGGGAUUUCAUGUUCACUGCUGUCUGACAUCACACACAAACCACAGGCUCCAGUCCUGCAAGGAGUCCAUGGUUAUGUCUUCAGAUAUGCCAACGAGACAACGGUCACCGACAUCAUCCAGGCCACAUUCUCCUACCAAGGUUCACUGGUGAUGGAUACGAUGUUCAGUGAAUCCGGCAGUGAUGGAUUCUUUGCAGACUUAGCUGUGGGACUGGGGCUGGACUAUGUCAAACUGGGAGGUCUGAGUGGCGGUGAGACGAUAGCUAAAUACAAUCGCCUGAUAUCUAUAGAAGAAGAACUGGCCCAACAAGGACUUCUGGUCUGUAAGGAACCGCCGCUCUUCAGCGAAAAGCCAAAGGAACAGCCGGCUGCAGCAGAGGAAACCAUGUGACGCAGCCAACAGUCCGGCCUGUUUCAACAAACCUUGAAAAUCUUCCUGUUCUUCCUUGUGAGCACUAAUGAACCACACUGAGUGGUCAGCAUUAAUCUGAAUGUUCUAGUAGCCUUUUUUUUUUUCUUAGCCUAGAUAUGAAACUCAAUCCAAACCACUUCUGAUAAAGUGAGACUGGAAAACAUCUGUUUUAUUCAUGUGUCCAAUAAAUUGUUCGAUAAAAUGUUCAGGCAUAUUAAAUGCCAAUAAAUUGUAAGUGAACAGUGCAGAUAGAAAAUAGCAGCUCGGUUCUCUUUGGAAGCACAAUUUAUGAAUUUAUUUUGCAGCACAUCAAACAUAAUUGAUACAGAGAAAAAUAUGUU